This is a messenger RNA of Bicyclus anynana (squinting bush brown), 1314 nucleotides long. Its product is annotated as S-phase kinase-associated protein 2. The record is from RefSeq and is a predicted model, not a curated record. Gene Ontology annotation, cellular component: SCF ubiquitin ligase complex. Gene Ontology annotation, molecular function: protein binding. NCBI's taxonomy places the organism in Eukaryota, Metazoa, Arthropoda, Insecta, Lepidoptera, Nymphalidae. Gene Ontology annotation, biological process: SCF-dependent proteasomal ubiquitin-dependent protein catabolic process.
UUCUACUUUUACCUUGGAUUGGUUCAUGGUUCUCUUUCUAUGAAAAUCUUCUUUUUUUUCGUAGUUCGCCAAAUUAGUGAUGACGUUCCGUAGUUAAUUGUAAAUUAAAAAGAUCAUUUUCUAGAAUAUUAUUGAACAAAAUGAAUGCAAACACCAAUGAAGAUGAGAAUCAAUCGUCUAUCGUCCCGGAUAUUAUAGAAAGUCCACGAAAAAGGAUGCGUACGGAUAACUUGACGCGCAAAAGUUGGAGUUUAAUGGACAGGAGGCCAGACACGGAGGUGUUCCAAGAAAUGGGUGUUAGCCUUUUAGAGCCUGACGACGGAGACAGCUGCGACACUAUGCCUGUUAAUAAUCACAAAUCAAGCCUGAAGCGAAAACGCGACAUAGAAAACGUAAACCCGAAUGUGAACGGUAUAAUAACGUCUCCCCGGGGCAAAUUUAGCCCCAAAUCUCCGCGGGGCAAGUUUAGCCCCAGCCCGGGGUCGUCGAGGAUCAAAAGCCCCAGGAGUUCUGAGAAAUUCAAGCCGCUACAGCCGUCAGACCAGAUCCUGGAGACGAGCAUCUGUGACGCGUACCAAGUAGACGAGGAGACCCCGGUGGCGCAGUCGGUGAGCGCGGACUACAAGGGGUUCGGUGCCGCGACGGCUGGGAGGACACGUAAAUGCAGUAACAUGGAGACUUUAAACUUGACGAUGGCCCAAGGAGUGACCCCAGACGGCCUGACCGCUAUACUGGAAGGCUGCAAUAGCCUGCAAUCAUUGAACGUGUCGUGGUGCAACCUGUCGGAGCCGAGCCUGGAGGCGCUGGUGGAGAAGCUGCCUCCGAAGCUGCAGCGGCUCAACCUGAGCGGCGCCAGGACACUCAGCGAUGACAUGGUGGUGACGUUGGUCGGCCGUUGUCCGAGACUGUUGGAGUUGGAUCUGUCGGACUGCUCGCGGCUCGGCGUGACGGCGCUCACAGCAUUGCUGACGCUCAGCCGGCUGGAGCACCUCGCGCUCAGCCGCUGCUACCUGCUGCCGCCGCACGCGUUCACCAAGUUGAGCAGCAUGUCGUCGCUGCAGUACCUGGAGGUGUGGGGCAUGCUGCCCACCUCCUCCACCAACGCGCUGCGAGCCGCUCUGCCAGCUAUACAGAUCAACCAGUUCAUGUUCAGCGCCAUCUCUCGGCCGACGGUUGGCACUCGACGAACUUCCAUAUGGGGCCUGAGGACACGAGACUGAAUACUAUAUACUACCAAUAUAUUAUAUGUACAUAAUUUAUUAUUAGUUUAUAAUUUUAUUAAAAUAAAUAAAAGUAUAAUUAAUUCGUUAAUAA